AUGCCCGCAGUAACGACGUCCAUCUACCCGGAGGCCCUUACGGACAAAUGGAUGAAGAGGAAAGGAUGCUUCCAGGAUCAGUUUGACGACAGGGUGAUGCAUGCCGGCACUUCCAUGCCGGCGAUCGAGGGGAAGACCAUCGGAAUGACCCGCGACAACUGCAUGGCUUACUGUCACAACCACACCAAGAACUACAAGUUCUUUGGUGUGGAAAACGGAGAGCAAUGCUUUUGCAGGAAUGGCAGCAAAUACAAACGCCAUGGCGAGCUGGACCCGUCCAUGUGCUCCACGGAAUGCGCCGGGGACCGCACCAAAACUUGCGGAGGGUCCAAUGCGAUCGAGGUCUUCAAGAUCAAACACCUCAGCAACGACAUGGGUGUUCACGUCCCUGCUCCCAGUCCUCUCGACUACGAAGGGUGCUACCUCGACGUACGGCCUGAUCUGGGAAUGGAUCGCGAAGAGAUCGAUCUCUACACGAGCGCCAGUCCAGAGGCGUGUGACAAGCAUUGCGGCGAGAUGAGCUACCCGUUCUUCGCUCUGAAGUAUGGAUUCAUAUGUUCGUGCGGAAACAGCGUGCCAGACGAGAGCCGCCGGGCAGACGACUGCCUAUGUUCUACGGUAUGUAUGCAGAAGACACCACGAGGGAAGUGA
Messenger RNA from Ectocarpus siliculosus, 651 nucleotides. NCBI's taxonomy places the organism in Eukaryota, Phaeophyceae, Ectocarpales, Ectocarpaceae. The record is from the annotation of a GenBank genome assembly.